AAUGAUCGAAUGAUCGAAUGAUCGAAUAAUAUUUAUUAUAAUUUUUCAAAUUAUCUGAAUAUUUAAUAAUCAACAUUAAAUGUUUUUAAAAAAUAUUAUGAUAUUAUUGAAUUGUUAAAGGAUCCGUUUCAUAUAAUGAAAUAAUUGUUAUUGCAAAUAAGAUUAAUUUUGAAAGGUCAAACGAAUCAUCAAAUAAGUAGAGGUGCGCAAACUCAUCUCGGUUAAAAUCGAGAAAGAAAUGAAUAAGAAUAUAAUGUAUGAUUCGAGAUUUUCAAAGAUGAUCUAUUGACAAUCGCCUGAUUGAGGCAUCUUCUUAUGAAGAUUAUGAAAAUCUUCUCAUUUAUAUGUCGGAUGACUUUAUUUGUUCCAAGAUUUUCCUGGUGUAGUACAAAUUAUUUGAUAUAAAUAAGACGACAAAUUUCCGGCAUAUCGUCAUUUAAAAUUGAAAAUCAAUGGAACCUGUAGAGUACGAUGAAACCAUACACCCAGUAGUAUGGUUAAAUAAGAUUAAAUCAUGUUGUUUUAAAAAUCAAAUUACAAAAAAGGAAGAUAUUAUGGAAUUUUGUAAAUCCAUGGUUCAUCCUUCGAUUGACGUAUCUAAAGCAAGUACCUUUGACGAAAUUUUAAAUAUUUUAAAAACUGAUGCCCUUUUUACUUUAUUUAAAUAUUCCGUUGAAGAAAAAUUACAAAAAUUAAAAUUUGAUCCAAAAAACGAGGAUCAUGUUCAAUUUAUUAGUAUAUUUAGAAAAUAUUGUUAUGAAGCAGAAAUUAAUGAUGUGGAAAGACAGAAAAAAUUAUUACUAAAGAAAUUAUCCAAUGAUUCUUUGGAAUAUUAUUUUAUUAAUGAUAAUUUAGAGAAAAUUAAAUCAUUAAAUGAUUUAGUCGUAUAUUUUAAUCAAAGCUUUUUAGAACAACGAAAAUUGAUUCGUUUUGGUUCAUGUAUCACUCUAAAACAUGUCGCAACUGGAAAAUAUUUAACGAGUUGUAAUGUGCGUUAUAAAACGGGCUCUUUGAGAAAAAUUGUUUUCGCUAGCCAAACUCUAUCCAAUCCGAAUUCUUUAUGGAUCGUUUCAGACUAUGACCAAAAAAAUGAAAGCAACCCGAUUAUUUAUGGAAAAAGCAAAGUAUAUUUUUUAAAUAAAGGUGUUAACGAAAACAUAGUUAUAUCUAAGACUUACAAAUCCCCUUCAACUGGGAAUUGGGAAGUAAGUUGUAUUCUUAGUCGACAUAUGCAUUUGAUAGAAAGUGAUUCAACAAAUAACGAUGAUAGUACUUAUAUAAAAUCGAAAGAAAUAAUAAAUAUACGUGAUGGGGAUGUCAAAUUUAUAUUACGUAGUAAUGAAUUUCCUUUUACUAUUGAUAAUGAAACAUAUCAAGAAGUUGUUGGGCAUGAAGGAAGAGUUGACGGGAAUGAUAAGUGGUGUAUUGAAUUAUUUGAAAAUGAAUAACUCUUAUUGCCAUAAUUUAUUAAUCAUAUUAAUUGUGAAAUAUCGAAUAACUUUUUUAAAAACAAUAAAUUUUUUGAUAAAUCAAUUUUAAUUAAUUUUGUCCUUGUACGAUGAGGUGGUGGCAAAUUCAUGACUUCACAAUAUAUGACAUAUAUGACAAAAUGUCAUUUCGA
This is a messenger RNA of Rhizophagus irregularis DAOM 181602=DAOM 197198, 1621 nucleotides long. RefSeq lists its product as uncharacterized. The record is from RefSeq and is a predicted model, not a curated record. NCBI's taxonomy places the organism in Eukaryota, Fungi, Glomeromycota, Glomeromycetes, Glomerales, Glomeraceae.